This is a messenger RNA of Ilex paraguariensis (yerba mate), 528 nucleotides long. NCBI's taxonomy places the organism in Eukaryota, Viridiplantae, Streptophyta, Magnoliopsida, Aquifoliales, Aquifoliaceae. The record is from the annotation of a GenBank genome assembly.
AUGGCCACCUCCAAAAACCUAAUGGAUAUUUCCCAUCCGGCCAAACGAUUGAAAAGAGUCUCUUCUACGCCGACGUCCUCAUUAAUUCGCAAGGUCAUCACAACCACCACCAACAUCAUCUCAUCAUCCUUCGAUAACGAUCAUGACACAACCGCCAAAAAGGACUCUUCUUCUUCCAGCUGCCUCACCCCUGAGCAAAAAUGCAGAGUCGAAUUCAACAAAUCCCUUGCAAAAUCGAGACGAAACCUCAAAAUCUGCUCAGAGAAAUUCUCCACAUCCACUGCAGGUGAGAGGGUGCGGUAUGUGAGGUUGAUAGACCUUUUGGUGGAGGAGACGUGGUUGGAAGCGCUUCCGGGGGAGCUAGAGAAGCCGUAUGCUAAGAAAUUGUGUUACUUUGUGAGAAGUGAAAUAUGCAAUGGCGGCGUCCCCAUUUAUCCCCCACAGCAUUUGAUUUUCAACGCACUUAACACUACCCCAUUUGACAGAGUCAAAGCUGUCAUCAUUGGGCAGGUACUCUUACCCAUUUAG